GCGUAUAGUAUCAGUUAAUUUUUUUUUUUUACGAAAACGGCAUAAAUGUGUGUUGUGAAUUCAUUUUUAGUUUUGUUAUUCUGUGACUUGUGAUAUCAAAACGUUUGUUUUUUUUGCUAAGAGUAUCAAAACGUUAAAACUAUAGACGAUCUUCAAUAUGGAGAAACAUAUAUGAAUUAUACAUAUAACCUCUCUUUGAUCAAAGGGUUCGUAUAUAGCCAAGGCAUAUCCACGACUUGGAGCACCAUUAACGCGGUUUGUUAGCAUGGGUCUUUAGUGAAUUUAGGAUUAAAAAAAAUAAAAAUUAAGCAUUAAGGUUGCAUACGUCGCUUAAUUAGGAAGCAGAAGAAACAUAUUCACUGAGAUACGUGUCACCCUUUAAACCAUUUCUCUCUCUCCUUAGCAAGACGACUCGUCGUCUCUCUCUUGUAUCUUUCCCUCUACCUCGACGACUCCGCAACUCUCUCUGUCGAACUUCCCUCUCGCCCUCGUGAUCUCUAGUCGACAAAGAUGUUUCACCGACAGAAUCAAUCGAUGAUCCCUCGGCGAAGCCCAUCAAUCGGCAUCUCUCUUGGUGGACUCCUCCUCGCCCUCGCUCGUCUCGACGAAUCAUCAUCUCGGCGUCUCUCUUGGUGGACUCCUCUUCGCCCUCGCUAGUCUCGACGAAUCAUCGUCUCGGCAUCUCUCUGGGUCUCCUACCGGAGUCUGUCGAGUAUUCGGCAUCUCUAUUGCCCUCACAUCGAAGAUGAGUCUCUUGACGGCGACCACUAUCUCCGGACGGUGGCUCUCCUCGACGAAUUCAUUUCGAGGAUGGACGGAUGAACAAACAUGAAAUGACGUGAAAGAAGAGGACUUUGGUUUACAAUACAGGUAAAACGUAACUCUCUGAUCCGUAAAAUUGAUUGCACGUUUGAAUAAAAGUUGUGGAUGUAGUCGUAGGUAGUUUAUCCUUGUGUGAGAUAGAUGUUUGUAGGUUUAGGGUUUGAACUGAACUUGUUGUGAAUUUUGUUUCGUGUGAAAUGGAAUUACUGUGAUAUGGUUGUUAGUAAUAAAAGGAUUUAAUGGUGUUAGAUAGAAAAGGAUGUUCAAGUGUGAUAAAUGUGUGUCAGUAAUAAAUGGAUUUAGCUAUAUGUCUUGUCCGAUUGGUUGAGGGUGUGAUGAAGGUGAUAAAAAGUUCUUUCUUUCCUUCUUCUAUAAAAAUUACAGUCCUCCUCUUCUUUCAUCUAUCAAACUCGGUUUCCUUUACUUUUUUAUUCUCUUCUUCUGAUAUGGAUUCCUAUCCAAAUCCAAAUUUUAAUUUUGUUGAUCUUCUUCAAAGUCAACAAGAAAGUGGGUUCGGUUUAGAGUCUUCUUCUUUUCCUCUAUUUGGCACUCAAGCUACCGAAGGUUCUAACUUCGAGCAAGAUAGUCCAGCGGCUGCAGAGCGUAAGGAACGACGGACAUGGACGCCUACUCAUGAUGCUGUCCUCAUCAGCGCGUGGUUACACACGAGCAAGGAUCCGGUGGUAGGGAAUGAGCAACGCUCUGUUGCUUUCUGGAAGCGGAUAGCUGCGUACUAUUCCGCCAGUCCUAAGAUCGCAGAGUGUGACAAAAGAGAGGCCUCAACAUGUAAGCAAAGGUGGCAUAAGAUCAACGAUCUAGUCUGCAAGUUCUGUGGUGCUUUCGAAGCUGCAAACAGAGCGAAAUCUUCUGGUCAAAACGAGACUGAUGUGCUCCAGCAUGCCCACGAAAUCUUCUUCAACAACCUUAAAAAAAAAAUUCACCCUCGACCAUUGUUGGAAGGAGCUUCGUAAUGACCAGAAGUGGUGUGAACUCUCAACCCCUAAACUCGACGGAAGCAGCAAAAGGAGGAAGGUCGACGACGGUUCUCAUUCAGCAACCUCUCAGGCAUUUGAAACCGACACUGCUGUAGAUGAGCAAGGCAGCAAGCGUCCCCCUGGUGUCAAGGCUGCAAAAGCUCGUGGGAAGAAGAAGAUGGUUGAUGGAAAGGAUCUGUCUGAGUAUCAGACAAUGUGGGUCAUCAGGCAGCAGGACAUCGCAUCCAAAGAAAGGCUCUUGAAGUUUAAGCUUCUCGAGAGUCUCAUUGCAAAACAAGAGCUUGCAGAUUAUGAAGAAGUUCUGAAGAAGAAACUCGUUGAUGAGUUGAUCUCUCCUUAGUUUAAGAAUCUUGUUAUGUUUUCAGUUUGUGUUGCUUGGUCGUUUGAGUUAUUGUCAUGGAGUCCUACUUAGUUUAAGUAUCUUGGUUCUUGUUCUUGGUCGUUUGGGUUAUUGUCAUGGAGUUCUUGUGUUCUUGUGCUUGGUCUGUUAUGUCAUGGAGUUAUGUUUAAUGUAAGCUUCUUUAUCUAUUAAUAAGUGGUUCAAGAAAGGUGUUGUUGUUCUGUUGUUCUUAGCGGUUUUUAAUGUAAGCUUCUUUGUUCUGUAUGUGGAGUAAUAUAUUGUUGUCUUUUCCGUGUGUCACAGGCCAUGUAAAGGAAGCACUAGAGGCUCUUAAGAUGAAUCACAGGCCAUGUAAAAACAGAACUCAUUGUACUCGUGUGUCACGGGUUGUUAGUACUUCUGUCACAUAUUGUUGUCUCGUUGUUGUGUGUUUUACUCUCCUGUCACGGGCCAUGUAAAGACACACCUUGUCUACUCUUUCAUUUUGUAAUAUUAUUUGUAUUUGAUCACGGGUCAUGUAAAAACAAACCUUGUAUAAGUGUAUAAAAGAGACAUCACAGACUUCGUAAAAUCACCACAAGUUCUCUCUUUGAGCACACAUUCCUUCUCUAGUUCUCUCAUUGCAAAACAAGUUCGGUCUUCCUUUUCAACUCCUUUCUUCCAUCUCAAGUUCUCUCGUUGAUAUCACAUUCCAUCUUCUUUGUUCCUUCUCUUUCUAAUCACAAGUGAAAUUCUAAUCACAAGUGAUAUUUUCUUUUCAACUUCUCGCGUUGAUAUCAUAUUUUUAAUAUUCCCUUCUCAAGUUCGCUAAAAUAAACAACUCAUUUUCUUUCUUUAAAAAUAUGACUUCUUCUUCUCAAAACAAUUUCGACGAAUCAUCUGAGGAGGUCUUUGAUCAACAUUUUGAUCAAUAUUUUGAUCAACAUUUUGAUCAAGCCUUUGAGAAUUUUACCAUUGAAGUUGAUCAAGAAGAACGAAAGAAAAAAAGAAAAAAAACGAGCUUAUAUCGAAAGAAAUCGUGAGGAGGGCAAUAUACGUUUAUGGAAUGAUUAUUUCAGUGAAACUCCAACGUAUCCCGGAAAUUAUUUCCGACGACGUUUUAGAAUGAACAAGUCAUUGUUCAUGCACAUUGUUCAUCGACUUUCCAACGAAGUUCCUUUUUUUCAACAGAAGCACGAUGGGCUCGGACGGAAUAGUCUCUCUCCUCUUCAAAAGUGUACCGCAGCAAUUCGUAUCUUGGCGUAUGGUUCUGCCGCUGAUAUGGUCGACGAAUAUCUCCGGCUCGGUGAAACAACAGCUCGGUCAUGUGUGGAAAAUUUUGUGGAAGGUAUAAUAUAUUUUUUCGGCGAUGAGUACCUAAGAAGACCAACACCGGCUGAUCUUCAACGUCUACUUGAUAUUGGAGAGUAUCGUGGAUUUCCCGGGAUGAUAGGAAGCAUCGAUUGUAUGCAUUGGGAGAGGAAGAAUUGUCCCACCGCUUGGAAAGAACAAUAUUCUCGUGGUUCGGGUAAACCAACAAUCGUUUUAGAGGCGGUUGCUUCAUAUGAUCUCUGGAUAUGGCAUGCAUUUUUUGGACCUCCAGGUACCUUAAAUGAUAUUAAUGUUCUUGAUCGCUCACCUGUUUUCGAUGACGUAAUAAACGGUCAAGCUCCCCAAGUCACUUACUCCGUCAAUGGAAGAGAGUAUCAUAUGGCUUACUAUCUCACCGAUGGUAUUUACCCGAAAUUGGCAACUUUUAUCCAAUAUAUUACAAUGCCACAAGAGCCGAAAGCAGUUUUAUUUGCUCAACGUCAAGAAGCUGUCAGAAAAGAUGUCGAGCGUGCUUUCGGAGUCUUGCAAGCUCGCUUUGCCAUUGUUAAAAAUCCGGCACUUUUUUGGGAUAAAGCCAAAAUUGGGAAGAUUAUGAGAGCAUGUAUCAUACUCCAUAAUAUGAUCGUAGAAAACGAGCGCGAUGGAUACACUCUGUUUGAUGUUUCGGAGUUCCAACAAGAAGAUGAAACUGGAAAUUAACAUGUCGAUCUCACGUAUUCUACAGAUAUUCCUUCAAAUAUCGCAAAUAUGAUGGGUGUUCGAACUAGAAUUCGUGAUAGACAAAUGCAUGAACAACUGAAAGCUGAUUUGGUUGAACAUGUGUGACGUAAAUUUGGACACGAUGAAGACAAUAACUGAGCUCGGAUGUUUCUUUCAAAUUAUUCUCGUUUAUUUUAAUAAACUUUGUUUUUAUGUUUUAUGUUUUAUGUUUUAUUAAAAAAAUUCUAUGUUGCAAAUGUAAUCAUUUACUAUGUUUUAAUUUUAAUUUUAAUAAGAAAAUUAAAAAAAUUAUUGUUAAAUAAAUUUUUUUUUUUUGAGAAACCUUAAUUAAGAGACAUGCAUUGAACCACGAAAAUUAACGGGUCUCUUAAUCCGGUCUCUUAUUCCACUUUUACAAUUAAAAAAUAUUAGAUUAAAAUUAAGAGACUCAUUUAGAGUAUUUGGGUUAAUGGUGCUCUUAUCCAAAAAAAAUCCACGACUUCCGAGAUAGCGAGAGCAGAUUAGUUUUAGUCUUUUAUCAGGGCAUAGUGGAUUCUCACAUCUCAUAAUUUUAAAAUUUUUAUACAACCCAGAGUUUUAAAAAGUACACAUGAUAAAGAUUACGGUGGAUCAAUCUAGUAAAUCGAUUCGGAAAAAAAAUAUUUUCAAAACUUAACAAAAUUUUUUGCAGUUUUAUAAUUGUUAUAAACUUCACAGAGUUGACAAAAAAUAUCGAAAUAUUUGAUGGAGCACGGGAAAAAAUGAAAAUAACAUGGCGGGGGGAGCAAGAGUUGGCUACGCUAAUGUUCAAGUCCCUUGAAGGUUUAAAUCUCAUGGCAUUGUUGAGAAAAGGAAAAAAAAUAUAUACGAUGGGAAAAAUAUCUUUGUUACGAAAGUCAACAAAAACAGAAGGAGCCGUAAUGUUUGAAAUUAUAAAAGAUGUGGGGCCCGCUGCACUAUUUGCACAGUAAAUUUCCUUCUAUAUAUACGAACGUUUGCGUUCGUUUGUAAACACACUAAAAACUCUUCUCUUCCCUUUAAUAAGAAACACUCUCUCU
Molecule: messenger RNA, 5225 nt
Organism: Brassica napus (rape)
Lineage: Eukaryota; Viridiplantae; Streptophyta; Magnoliopsida; Brassicales; Brassicaceae
Product: putative nuclease HARBI1
Exons: 2
Coding region: 3262-4167 (301 amino acids)
Source: RefSeq, a predicted model, not a curated record